UUAAAAAUUUUAAUUGUAUGCUAAUUAAUACUGCAGUCUUCUUGUGUGGAAUAUUUGAUAAUGAUGAAUGACAAUUUAUCAUCACUUUUCCCACUAGCUCAAUUGGAUAUUGGUGGUAUACAUCUUGAUUCUCAUUACUUAUGUGCCAUUAUAUCCACCGUUGUUAUCCUUCCAACAGUUUGGCUGAGAAACCUCAGUUACUCUCCUAUAUUACAGGUUCUAAUUUCUAUAUCCUUCAGUAAUUUUCCUUUUUUACCCCUGACUGAGAUAAAGGGACUAAUUCCAGAGGUUUUUUUGAGCAACUUUUGGAGUUGUAACAUUGGCAACUGUGAUUCUAUUUUGGUGUUCUUCACACUACUUGUAGCUUUAAUAGUUCCAUAUUUUGGUAACGGACUGUUUUUAUUAAAACUAAAUUACAUUUUUCGUCCUUGAUUAAAGUUGUUUCUUUUUUUUAUGUAGUUUUAUGUCUUACUUGAGGUUUCUUGUAACAUUUUCGGUCCCUGUACCAAGUAAAUGACUACUUUUGGUCCCAAAAAUUUAGUCAUUUUAGUUGGAACAUAAACUAAAAACCUCAAAAUAAGGACCAAAACUACAAAAGAAAACAUGUUGGGACUAGAAUUGAAAAAAAAAUCAGCUAUACAUAAGAACCAAAAUGUAAUUUAUAUACUUCUUUUUAUACAAACAACACUUAAUAUUAAUUGUGAAUUGGUAAUCUUGAACUCAUUUACAGGAGUUGUAAUGGCCUUGACCGGAUUUGUACUCAUGAUGCUUGUAGUGUGUAAUGGCACAAACAAUCAAACUAAUUUGGUCAGUUUCAGAAGGUCACUAAUUAACAUGCAUGCAUCCAAUUUGUUUUGUUAGGACAAGUAAUAAAUAUAUUGUUCUUGCAGUGGGAAUUCUAUUGUUGCUGAGCUACAUGGUGAAGUUGGGUGGCCAGCAUCUUCUAGCUAUGGUGAACCAAAAUACACUCAAGGAGAAAACAUCUAGUGGUAUGCAGGGUGUAAACAACGAAUGGUGCACACUUCUUCACCUUCUUGGUUGUUGUCUUCUUUCACAAGCACAUCUUCAAUCAUCAUGGGGUUCUACUGAAAAGAAAGUUAAUGAAGCCAUUUCUUGCUUUUUUUUAGGUUAAUUCGUUCGGAAUCUAACACAGCUGGAAGAAGGUUGUGGAUACUUUCAUUUGGACUUGGUUAUACAAAUAGGUUAUAUAGUUAGGGAAAACCUCUUAAUAGCAAUGUACAAUUAGGUCCCCUUAAUACCAAUGUAUUACAAUGUAUUGUAUUUUUGUAUGACAUUAAAUUUUAUGUAA
This is a messenger RNA of Lactuca sativa (garden lettuce), 1309 nucleotides long. Lineage: Eukaryota; Viridiplantae; Streptophyta; Magnoliopsida; Asterales; Asteraceae. The record is from RefSeq and is a predicted model, not a curated record.